Messenger RNA from Magnolia sinica, 506 nucleotides. RefSeq lists its product as uncharacterized. The annotation marks the transcript as partial. The transcript has a single exon. Lineage: Eukaryota; Viridiplantae; Streptophyta; Magnoliopsida; Magnoliales; Magnoliaceae. The record is from RefSeq and is a predicted model, not a curated record.
CAAAACUCCAAUCGAGAGAGAUGGAAAUGUUGGAAAAAACAGGAGAGGAGAUGGCCAUGGAGAUCGACGACCAGGGUAGCAUCUCGAGAUCAUCCAAGAUCGUCGAUCUCCUCCGUAGAUUUCUCAGUAUUCAGCAGCGAAGAGCAGAAGCUUACUCAAAGCUACGGAGUGGGUUUGCCGAAUACAUGUUGAGCGGUGGAGAUUUGGCGUACCAACAACUCUGCAGUGAGAUCACAAUAGAGUUCAACGAUUGCUUGAAACCAGUUCUUGAAAUGGAAUCGAUGCUUUUGAACCCAGAUUUCUGUCGAGAUGACCUUGCCACUCUGCUGAAGGUAGUUCAAGCACAGGAAAAGCAGAAAUUGCGUCUGACGGCCACAAUUCAGAUCUUGAAGAAGGCAGGCCACCCCUCCAAGCGGCUGGUGAGCCACGGACACUGCAGGUUCAGGAAGCCAGCAGAGAACAAGUGUGUACAUGUGCACGAGUUAACUGAAGCUAUGGGGACGGGU